Molecule: messenger RNA, 3946 nt
Organism: Myxocyprinus asiaticus (Chinese sucker)
Lineage: Eukaryota; Metazoa; Chordata; Actinopteri; Cypriniformes; Catostomidae
Product: amphoterin-induced protein 3-like
Exons: 2
Coding region: 1047-2507 (486 amino acids)
Biological process (GO): brain development
Molecular function (GO): protein binding
Source: RefSeq, a predicted model, not a curated record
CUCCAAAACUCCAUGCCUGUCUGUUUAUAGAGCGCAGAGAGAGAGAUAGACAGAACAUGAGAGAGAAAGGGAGUGUAAUACACACUCACUCUGCGAGAGAGAGAAAGAGACAUGAAGAUAGAACGGAGACCUGUAAAACAGAAAGCAAAUCGGAGGAAGGAAAAUAAAUAAGAAUAGAGAAACAAAACGGAUGCUUAAGAAGAAAAAAAAAAUAUAGGCAAGCUGGAUCUGUGAGGAGUUCCAAAGGCAGAUUUAAGAUACUUAUCUUUGUUUGUGCUUUCACCUUUUGGCCAGUUUAUCCAGAUGCCACGUGGAGACUGGAAGCUUAAGAGGUACCUGGAUAAGAGAAGUUAGUAGCCCUAACCCAACAAGCAUGGUUUGCAAACCGUGGUACAAAAUCUAUACUUAAAAUUUAAGGACUACUUUCUCCUGUUUCUGAAGCAACAGUGAUAUACACCUGCUCUGUAUUCUUAUCUUCUGGUUAAAACAAACAACAGAUUGAUUGCUUGGCGAUGGACAUUGUGGUCCAGUGGCUCGUGUGACACGUUGUGCGCCUGCUGUUUUCAAACGAGGGCAAGAUUAUACUAACUGAAGUGGACAGGAUGCUGACUUUCUCAAAAAAACAUCCUCAGUAUGCAGCAGCAAGCUAAUUCAUGAUCUAAAAACCUUUUCAGCACUGUCUCAAAUGUCACGCCCGCAAGACAGCUUGGAAUGCUAAAAGGAUGGUUCACAGAAGGUUGGGAUCAGCUUUGGGGAUGGGGCAUAAAAAACUUCUCUUCCUUGACUGACUCAUGAUACCAUCCCUCUCUUCCUGAGAAUGGAAUAAAAUCUGGGGCAACAUUCUGAAUCAAUGAGCCAAAGGUUGAGAGCUGCAGCCGCCCAAACAAGAGUUAUGAGGCGAGACAUUUGGGGAAGUAACCGUUGUAAAGAAUUUUAAAGACAGGAAUACCUAAUCAAGGUACCAGCUUCAUAUAACGGUGCGUGGACCUCUAUUCCUGUGAAACUCAGGCUGCUCUGUUUACACACAGAAGGAUCCUGACGGCACAAUGCUGUGUGCUCAGGGUGUGGCUGCACCCCUAAUGCUGAGCUCUUUCCUCCUUCAGCUGGCCAGGGCUAAUCUCCCUUCUGGCUGCCUGAUUGCAUCCGAUAUACUGAGUUGCACCAAUCUCGGCCUCGACCAAGUUCCACUGGAGUUGCCUGUAAUGGUGGCAACCUUAGACUUCAACCAUAACAUUCUUGAACGUCUGGAGGAGGGCAGCUUUGCUGGCCUUCCCAAUCUUGAGACCCUAAGGCUGGCCCACAAUCUGCUGAGCAGAAUUGUUGCAGGAACCUUCCGGAAUACAAGUACUAUUCGCCAUCUGGACCUUUCCUCCAAUCAGUUGAACAUUAUAGAGCAGCACUACUUUCAAGAAUUAGUAGGAGUCAAAGAGUUGCUUCUUUACAACAACCAUAUAGUAAGGGUAGAAAGCAAAGCCCUGAGUGGGUUGAGUAACCUACGGAAAGCCUACCUGAGCCAUAACAGGCUGACCGACUUCCCUUUCUUUUCCAUUCAGGAACAUCCCAGUCUCAUUACCCUGGACCUAAGCUCGAACCGCAUGCCCAACCUUCCUGUUGAGGACAUUGGAGCUUUGCAUGAAUCAAUACAGCAAGGGUUGUUCCUGCACAACAAUACCCUAAUUUGUGAGUGCUCCAUGUAUAGCAUGUUUAAACAAUGGGAGCAGAGAGGCUUUACCUCAGUGAGAGACUUCCAAGAGGAGCAUACCUGCUUGCUUUAUGGCGAAAGGCGUGCUUCAGUUCGGUUUCUCCAGCAUGUGCGAUUUUUUGAGAACUGCACGGUAAAACCACAACUGGAGACAGAAAGUCUGAAAGCAGACUCUGGGGAUUCAGUGCUGCUGGAUUGUAAAACAUCAUUAAAGGGAAAGCAUCUCACCUACCUGUGGGUGUCCCCACGUAAGGAAUAUAUUGCCCCUCCUGGUAAUAACAACACACUGCGACUGUAUGCCAAUGGCACUUUGGAAAUCCUGGCAGCACAAGUGGAGGACUCUGGGGUAUACUUGUGCAUGGCUCUAAACCAUCAAGAGUCCCGAAAUGAGACUCGGGAAGUGAAUGUAACCGUGGUGAUCCACCAUCAGGCGGAGGAGCCUUUUAACACUGGCUUUACAACCCUGCUGGGCUGCAUUGUUAGCCUGGUUCUGGUCCUAAUGUACCUCUAUUUGACACCUUGUCGCUGCUGGUGCCGCAAGCAGCCCCUACCAGCAACACCAAGCCCUGCAAACGAAUGCAGCGCCCAGUCUUCAAUCCUGACGCCCACGCCACCUGCCACCACGGAGGGUCCCGGCCGCAAGGUCAGUAACAACAAGCAUGUGGUCUUUCUGGAACCCAUCAAGGAGGCACAAAAUGGGAGGCCGCGGGCAGCACUGGCCCUCGAGCACCCCAAGCUGGCAGUAACACGGAGCGAUGCCGACUCCGUCACCUCCGUCUUCUCAGAUACAACUAUUGUGCCAUAGCGGCUACAUAUAUUCCAAUGACCUACUCGAAUAAGAGUGUGGGUCCUUCAACGAGGCAGUCGGCAACUGCACAGCUACUCAGGACAAAUCAGGGAGAGGGUGUUGCAAGCCCAAGGCAGGGAACAGAACAGAGCAGGAAAGAAAAGCACACAGAAUCAGAGAGAAGAUAUAAAAAACACAAAAGGCAAAAAGAUGGAGCAAAGCACUCCCAAGAUUCAGCUUUAAGGCUCAACUGAGCCACAACGGUAGAGGAAGGAAUUGGCUUGAAAUAACAAGGGUAAAAUGCUUUCCCUUUACCACUGCUUGAACCUUGAUAGAUUCAUAGCUAUGAAUGCCUUGUCUAGAGCCUAUAACCCAAUGAAUACUGCAUAAACCCUUGUUAUUACUUAAGAAAUAGCAUGAUUGAUAAGAAGGAGAAUGACAAGUGCAUACUAAAUUUCUAGUUUUUUACAGACAAUACCUCUAGAAUGUAGAUUUUUUUUUAGACUUAAAUGUAUGUCCUUUGUACCACUGUGUUUCUAAUUAGCAUUUUGGUUAGUAGUUAGAAGUAGUACUUAAUUUGAAGAGGCCAUGCUCAUUUGGAAAAUGCAAGUGUAUUGGUCAGAACAAAUGGAUCCAGAAAACAUUGGGGAAUUGUUCAGAUGGUGGAAGUUGUAUUACAAAAAAUGACAUGGUGGUGCUCAGAACUUAUUCAAACUGAUGUGGAUACUGCACAGAGGUUACGUUUUAUCCUUAAUAAGAUUAAACAUUGAAUGAAAUGGAAUCUGUGAAAAUUUUGUUUACAUUCUGGAGUACUUUCCCCCUCCCAAAGCAUUCCAUGUUUCCUCUUCACCCACCCCUCUCCUUUCACAAAUCCCUUCCUUAUUAUCUUUUUUAAUAAAUCCUUCUGCUUCGACCCCAGAGGUAAAUGUCUGCCUUCUUAUUGAUUUGUUGGUGAUAUUCAGCCUCUUUGGCCAAAGUGAACAGCCAAACCAUGUGUGUGCUAACUGCUUUUCUAUUCAAAUGUAAAUAUAAAACAGUGUGUCCAAGAUAUCUGUGUCAAAAGCUGCUGGCAACCAGAGCAUGACGGAAAUAAGUGGUGAGAUAUGUUUCCAAAAUCCUAAAUGUUUAGUCAUGAAAUGUUAUGCUUUUAGACAAUGGCACACCGAAAUAUUACUGAACAAUCUCAGCACAAACCACUGACUAAAUGUUAGAUGAACACUCAUCUUUGCAUUGCUGGUACCUCAGCCAAGUGAAGGAAGUGAUUCUGAUUAUAGACCCCAAUAAAUCACUGGAUGAGCAAAGUUUCUGUUCUGUGCUGACAAAUUUCCUUUUGAAACUGUAAGAUUGGGAGGGACAUUCCGAAGGCUUGCCCCCCUUUUUUUUAACCAGCCAACAGGAUUCAUAAAUAAUUUUGAUCCAUUUUCCCCAAAAGAGAAAGCCUGUACAUUUUAAAUGCA